This is a messenger RNA of Cynara cardunculus var. scolymus (artichoke), 1554 nucleotides long. RefSeq names its product plastoglobulin-1, chloroplastic-like. The coding region runs from base 13 to 1098 and encodes 361 amino acids. Lineage: Eukaryota; Viridiplantae; Streptophyta; Magnoliopsida; Asterales; Asteraceae. The transcript has 4 exons. The record is from RefSeq and is a predicted model, not a curated record.
AUACACUUGACAAUGUGGUCUCUCAUCUUUUCCCACAGCCCAUCAUUCCUCUUCCCCAAUUCCACCGCCACCGCCACAGGCCGUUCAUUCGCCACCGCACCCCUAUCCUUCUCUGUUUCCCCUUCUCGAAACCCCAGAAGAAUCAAAUCUACAAUCGUUCGCUUAUCCUCCAACAAACCCCCAAUCACCCCCGGAGGGAGCGACGAAGACGGGUCGGAACCACCCACCGUGACAGACGAAUGGGGCGAGAAAUCCGGCCUGGAACCCGAACCAUUGACGAAAUUAUCGUCCUCGGAUCCUCCCAAAGACGAGGACGAGUGGGGAACAGAUGAUUCGGAGCAAUCUAAGACGUAUUCUGUAACCGGUAACGGUAGUGCGGUGGCUGAAUCUGCUGGGGUUGAGGAUAAUAGUAAGAUUGAAGCGCUGAAAAGGUGUUUGGUGGAUAGUGUUUAUGGGACUGGACUAGGGUUUAGCGCUUCGGCGGAGGAACGGGCGGAGGUUAUAGAGUUGGUGACUCAGUUAGAAGGAGCUAAUCCGACGUCGGCACCUACAGAUGCCGUGGAGCUUCUUGAUGGCAAAUGGAUUUUGUUGUACACCGCAUUUUCCGAGCUAUUACCACUUUUGGCAGUUGGCACGAUACCGUUAUUGAAGGUGGAAAAGAUUUGUCAAGAUGUUAAUACCAGCAGCCUUACAAUAGACAACUCCAUCACAUUUUCUACCCCUUUUGCUACUUUCACGUCCACCGCAUUGGCAAAUUUCGAAGUGCGAAGCCCGUCAAGAAUCCAGGUAGAGUUUAAAGAGGGGAGCUUUCAGCCUCCAAAGAUAAAAUCGAAUGUAGAUCUUCCCGAAAAUUUGGAUAUUUUUGGCCAGAAUAUAAAUUUGUCAGCGGUCCAGCAGUCACUCAACCCAUUGCAAGAGGCGGUGGCCAAUAUUGCAGGUGUAAUUUCAGGGCAAGCUCCUCUUAAGAUUCCCAUUCCCGGGGAACGGUCAAAAUCUUGGCUUCUUAUCACAUAUCUCGAUAAAGAUCUGCGCAUAUCCCGAGGGGAUGGCGGGCUCUUUGUUCUUGCCAAGGAAGGUAGUCCUCUUUUGGACCCAUAGACCAGAUCCAAGGCAUGAUGAACACGUAAAGGGAAUCCCGAGGUGUUUUAAGCCUGCCAGUGGAUGGACAUAAGAACAGGUAUAUGUAGAUCGGAUUUAAAAUUUUGUAAUAGAUUUUUUGAAAAAGUCUAUUUGUGCAAAUUCUGUGUCAUACCGUAUCAUCAGUCCAUAGAUGACUCGAUCCUAUAAGCUUUGAUUUAAAUAAAAUGUCGAGCUAAAUGCAAAACGAUGUUCAUCUCUCAUUUCGUUUGGUUUUUGUCACCUGAGACGAGGAAGGGCGUAGUAAGUGACGAAAUGCUUCGAGGAGCUGAAGAUAAGCACAGAUCCGGAGAUCCCGAAUAGGUUAACCUUUCAAACUGCUGAUGAAUCCACGGGCCAUUUAUUUUUCUCGUUGUUGGGCAUAUGUAUAGAACUAAUUUUGGGAUUGGACACAAUAUGAAAGAUCUUUUAGAUGCA